Messenger RNA from Cordyceps militaris CM01, 2652 nucleotides. RefSeq lists its product as uncharacterized. The coding region runs from base 1 to 2652 and encodes 883 amino acids. The transcript has a single exon. NCBI's taxonomy places the organism in Eukaryota, Fungi, Ascomycota, Sordariomycetes, Hypocreales, Cordycipitaceae. The record is from RefSeq and is a predicted model, not a curated record.
AUGGCUGAUUCCGUCAAUAUUCAAAACCUGCUUCAAGCGGGGUACUUUACAACCUCACGGAGCAGAAGCAAAUCUCCGAACCAAGAAGAGGUCGACCAGUGCCCAGACCCUCGCCGCUUAGUGCAGCCGCGCGACGACUACGACUACGACUCUCGAUACGACCGGCAGCGCAGGAGCCCGUCUCCUAUCCGUCUACCGCCCCCGCCUUCGCUCACCCGUCCCGCGGCCGCGUCCCGGAGCAAGCCUGUGCCUCCUCGUCCUACCGUGGACGAUGAGGAUAGCAUACUCGACAAGGAACACGGCUACACAAAGACUGUUCUUCCUGAGGAGGAGGCCGCUUCCAAGGGUGAUGCCGACCAAGCUCAGACUAUUAUGGAGGUCCAUGAGUUUAACCCUGAAAGGCGAUUCGUUCUACUCGACGAUGAGUCGGCCACUUCUACCGACGGCGACCGCUCCGACUCUGUCGAGGAGAAAGUCGACCCCAGACCUAAAUCCACCGAAAACUCGAAAGCAGCGGCUCGUUCUGGCGAUGCAAACCAACACUCCCCACGCUCGCGAAGCGCUGGUCUUUCCCCGCCGCCUCCGCCUCCGCCGACAGGCCGAAGACGAAGCAGACAGGACUUACCUGUCCUGGAGACGGAGUUGAGUGAUCGUCAGUAUACAGAGCACCAUCGGAGUAGGUCCGCUGUGAAUGGUCCGCGCCCCGACUACUUCAACCCCUCGCAAUCUUCCCGGGCAUACGGCGACCAACUUCUGUCCCCCGACUUUACCAAGCACAGUUCCCGCGGAAGAGACGACGGCUACUACGGUCGCGAGCACAGGGACAGAUCUCGUGAGAAACGCCGCUCUAGAAUCAGCCCAGAAAAUUCUGCCAGACGCUCAGACACUGCCUCCGAGUAUCGAGCCCCCAGGCGUACCAGUUCAAUCGAUAGGGACAGCGAUCGUCGAAAUCGAGGCUUCUGUUCGAGUGCUUCUCGGGAGGCCGCCUAUUCCAGACCAGUCCAGCCCCCUUUAAGAGAAACCCCGAAAUUGUCAGCACGCACAUCUCGCGAGCCUAGUCGCUCCAAGGAUGAGUAUCCAAAGACGUCUCAACCUCUACCAGCGUCGCGAAUGCCCCUCAUUGUGCAGGAGGAUAGUCCGGUGAAUCUUCCUAGGGCAUCAGAGCCUGAGAGAGGUAGUGCGGCAAACCCGUCAGCAAAAUCAAGCACUGUACCUCCUGAGAAAAUACCACCUCGGACAAAUACGAUGCCUGCCUAUCCCGUCGAAAAGCCACCAGUGCUUCGACCUGCGGCCACAAUCAACCUAGCCAGGGAGUCUCAGAAUGCGGUACAAUCACCCCUGCCUUAUCCUGAAGAAGACGCGUUUCCUGUCGAUCCCUUUUCGCUUCCUCGGGAUGCAAGCCACCCCACCAAUGGUCCUCUUUCAAACAUCCAUAUGCCAGCACUCCCGCUCGAUUUCACUGCUGAGACUCCAGCAAGACAGCGGCCUGCAAAUGCAAAUGGAUUCCAGUCUAGCUCCCCGGCACAUGAUUCUAAAGAAUGGAAGCUGGGCAGCUUCGAUCCAGAAAGGGAUGGCGUCAAGGUUGACCGCCCCGUCGGAGCGUUUCGACGAUAUUCGGAGAACAAAGCCGAAGGAGCGUCGGACCGGCUUCCAAACUGCCCUCGAACGAAGCCAGUAGCUGGCAGGGUAGAUUGGCUCACCCUCCCCAGAACGGAUUUCAACAUUUGUCCCGAGUGCUAUGGUCAAGUCUUUUACAACUCGGACUAUCGAACCCAUUUUCAGCCUGUGCUGCGUCCGACUAUGGAUGCUAUUGUUUGCGACUUUGGAUCCUCGCCGUGGUAUAGAAUCGCAUGGCUUCUGAUCUUAAAAAACAAUGACACGGAUCUUCGAGUCUUUCACGAUAUUGCCGCCAUUGCCUCGGCGUCUCGCGGCUACCUUUGUCCUGGCGACCGCAAGACGACAAGAGAAUGGUACACAAUCAGGGAUCCCUACACGAAGCGUCCGGUUCCCAAAUUUACCGUUUGUUACCAGUGUGCCAAGACCGUGGAAGCUCUCUUGCCCCGCCUCAGUGGUAUUUUUGUGCCUCUGGACUCGAGGUCAAGCCCUGUUCGCAGCAACUGUGCACUACACUUUGAACCCGAUCGAACAGAGUUUGUCUUUUACUUUGACUCGUUUGAGACUACCGCCGACAAAGCGGAGAAGUCGAACAAGGGUCCUGAUCUGGGCUAUCUGGCGCAGAAGCUGGAGCGUCUCUGUGCGCACACGGCCUGCCGAGAAGACAAGCCGAUCACGGAUGGCUACUGGCACUUUAUGCAGUUCCUGCCCGAACUUACCGUCUGCGCAGACUGCUUCGAAGACGUGGUGCAGCCACAGCUGUCAGAAGAAAACGUCAUUGCGCGCAACUUUUACAUUAAGCCGCGGAAAGUCCCAUUGGCGACCUGCCAGCUGUAUUCGCCGCGGAUGCGCGAUGCUUUUAAGCGAGCAUGCCGUCGAAACGACCACAAGUAUCUGGAGAGCAAGGUCAAGGAGAGGCUGGAGGUGGAGUCGAGCAUCAAGAGCAAGCUCGCAAAGCUGGAUAGAGAUGGGCCGAGGGACGCACGCAAGGAGAAGCAGAUUGAUGCAUUGAUUGAAGAGUGGAAGGAGUGGGAAUGA